ACAGUCGACGACACCUCGCCCUUCAUCUCCUACGCGCCUCCCAACGCCUGGAACCACCACUCAGGCGCAGACGCACAGGGAUACGUAAACUCGACAUGCAGCAGAACCAACGUCCAGGGUGCCGUCGCCGAGUUUUCGUUCUCUGGCACCGGCUUCUGGAUAUACGGCGCGAAGAAGGUCGACUACGGCAACUACAUCCUCCUCCUCGACAAUGAGGUCAUCACGUACGACAACGCCACCCUCUCGUCCGACGAGUUCAACCAGUUCCUCGGCGGCCAAAACGGACUCGAGGACACCCAGCACCUCGUGACCAUGAUGGCGGACGGGACGAUGGACAUUGACACGGUCAUGCUUGAGCUUACUGGGCAAGAUAAGCAA
Epithele typhae is the source of this 378-nucleotide messenger RNA. RefSeq lists its product as uncharacterized. Lineage: Eukaryota; Fungi; Basidiomycota; Agaricomycetes; Polyporales; Epitheliaceae. The record is from RefSeq and is a predicted model, not a curated record. The transcript has a single exon. The annotation marks the transcript as partial.